AUUCACAUACAGUGAAUCGUCUGAGACGGACGUGGUUACAUAUAGAUAGUGUUCGGUAAAACAGUGUGGUAGAAUAAAAUGAAAAUGCCUCUGGUGCAGCAUCAAGCCGAUUUGUCUGGCGUAGACAUAGCAGAAACUACUCAAAAUCCGCCGCCAUACAAUAACCAGAUGCAAACAGAUUUAUAUCAUGUCGUUCCCACUGUGCCGACUCAACAGUUCAUCACAGUUCAAGCGCCGCAAAUGGGCCCUAAGCCUGCACGCUAUACCUGCCCAAGCUGCAAAGCCUCCAUCACGACCAGAGUAGAAUAUGUAUCGGCGACGAAAACCCACCUGUGUGCUUUACUCCUUUGCUGUCUAUGUUGCUGGCCCUGUGCUUGCAUUCCUUACUGCGGCACAAGCUGCCGAAACGCCACACACUACUGUCCGAACUGCAGCGCGUAUAUCGGGAGCUACAUCGGUUAAUCAUCUUAAUUUUUGUACGUUUACGAUUGUUCGUGGCAGCCUACAUGGCGUUUUGUAUUCUGACUAAUCAUUGUGGCUAAAAGUUACGUAGAGUAGGUGUAAUGUGUUACUGAAUACCUACGUACUGUGCGUUCAUAAAAUUAAUAGAAUUGCGGUCAUAAUUAUUAUUGCUUUGAUUCGAAAUUUAAAUGUUUCUAAUGAAUCAUUAUUUUUCAGUCGUUGCGUAGGUACCUAUUUAAAACACAAACACAAAUGAUUUUGUUUUUGAUUUUUAUGUUCUCUUCAAUUAAUGAGCAGGUUCGUAAAAUUUGUAUUUCUUCAAAACUUUUUGUUUUUGUGCUUAACUAAUAAACCAACGUAUUAUAUGAUAUGUAGAUUGUUUGUAUGUGUUGAUUACUGGAAGACUAUAGACAUCGUAAAGUAAAUGCCGGCAUCCUUUUUCUUAUUUUUAUAUUAGUUAUGAAGUCGAAAUGUCAAUAGGAUUGUCAUAUAGAUAUAAUAUAUUACCGUUCAGACGUGAACUGAUGGAUGUUUUGCGGCAGUAAUAGGUAGGAUAUUAAUAUCUACUACUUUUCUAAUAAGAAUAGUUAAAAUACGCUUUACUCCUCGUAAAGUUAGAGAUGGGGGGCAGAAGGAACUCAGGAAGAAGAGUGUGAU
Molecule: messenger RNA, 1119 nt
Organism: Bombyx mandarina (wild silkworm)
Lineage: Eukaryota; Metazoa; Arthropoda; Insecta; Lepidoptera; Bombycidae
Product: lipopolysaccharide-induced tumor necrosis factor-alpha factor homolog
Molecular function (GO): zinc ion binding
Source: RefSeq, a predicted model, not a curated record